This is a messenger RNA of Manduca sexta (tobacco hornworm), 723 nucleotides long. Its product is annotated as chorion protein ERB.1-like. Gene Ontology annotation, cellular component: egg chorion. Gene Ontology annotation, molecular function: structural constituent of egg chorion. Bases 64 to 681 code for a protein of 205 amino acids. The record is from RefSeq and is a predicted model, not a curated record. The transcript has 2 exons. Gene Ontology annotation, biological process: chorion-containing eggshell formation; multicellular organism development. Lineage: Eukaryota; Metazoa; Arthropoda; Insecta; Lepidoptera; Sphingidae.
GUAUAAAAAGGCGUAAAGUAAAUUAUCCAAUCAUUAUUCAAUUAGUAUCACAACAAAACAACAAUGGCAUUCAAAGCUAUCAUCCUCUGCGCUUCCGCACUCUUCGUCCAGGCUGCCGUUAGCCAGUGCUUGGGUCGCAUCGCUGGUCCCUUGGCCGCUCGUCCUGCUCUGGCGCUCGACGGUCUGGGUUAUGACGCUUGGGGCUACGAUGGCCUCACUGGCUGGAACGCCGGCCGUCUCGGAUGCGGUGCCUACGGACCCGCCAUCGCUCCCGCCGUAGACAUCGCCGCUGCCAGCACUCUCAACGCUGCCUACGGUGGUGGUCUGCCCGUCGCCACUGCCUCCCCCGCUGCCCCCACCGGCCUCGCUGUUGCCUCUGAGAACGUGUACGAGGGUGCUGUCGCCGUGGCCGGUAACCUGCCGUUCCUUGGCACCGUCGCUAUGGAGGGUGUGUUCCCGACCGCCGGCGCCGGCGCUGUGUCCUACGGUUGUGGUGACGGUGCCGUUGCCAUUACCGCCGAGGGUCCCAUUGCUGGUCCCGCUGCCAUCGCUCCCGCUGUGGCUCCGCUCGGACUCGCUCCUGCUGCUGCUAUUGCUCCCGCCAUGGCUCCUCUCGGUCUUGCCGCCACUGCUCCCUUUGGCGUCCGUGGUUGCGGAUGUGGUGGUCCCUACCUCUACUAGAAAACUCCAGUUAUUCUGAAAUAAAUAAGAUGUUAGCAUAAA